Camellia sinensis is the source of this 1357-nucleotide messenger RNA. RefSeq names its product NAC domain-containing protein 21/22. Gene Ontology annotation, biological process: regulation of DNA-templated transcription. Gene Ontology annotation, molecular function: DNA binding. NCBI's taxonomy places the organism in Eukaryota, Viridiplantae, Streptophyta, Magnoliopsida, Ericales, Theaceae. The record is from RefSeq and is a predicted model, not a curated record.
UGGCAAAGGUACUUAUCAACCCAUCUCUCUCUCUCUCUCUCUCUUUAUAUAUAUAUAUAUACAUGACUUUCUUCUCCCAUAUUAUAUUUUAACUACCAAACAUAGAAUCAAAAGCUUCUUUGUAGACCAUCUUUGUUCCAUCUCCAAUCAAUCCACAGCUAAAAUUUGCUUUGCAGUCUCAAACUUGCAAAGUUUAUUUAUCAUUGCUAAGCCAACCCCUUUUCCCUCCAAAAAUAAGAAAAAGAAUGGGUCUAAGAGACAUUGGAUCCUCACUGCCACCAGGGUUUAGAUUCUAUCCUAGUGAUGAGGAGUUGGUCUGCCAUUAUCUCUACAAAAAGAUUACGAACGAAGAAGUUCUAAAGGGUACUUUGGUGGAAAUUGAUUUGCAUACAUGUGAACCAUGGCAACUUCCUGAGGUGGCAAAGCUCAACUCCAACGAAUGGUACUUCUUCAGCUUUCGAGACCGCAAGUAUGCGACAGGGUAUCGAGCCAACCGAGCCACAAUCUCUGGAUACUGGAAAGCCACAGGGAAGGAUCGCACGGUGCGUGAUCCAAGGACUCGUGCGGUGACUGGGAUGAGAAAGACGCUGGUUUUCUAUCGAAACAGAGCUCCAAAUGGGAUUAAAACUGGUUGGAUCAUGCACGAGUUUCGCCUGGAGAAUCCACACAUGCCUCCCAAGGAGGACUGGGUUUUAUGUAGAGUAUUUCACAAAGGCAAGGGAGAGAACAGCAGCAUACCUAGCCCACAAAAUGUGUUUGAAAGUAGCACAGCUGGUGCCACUUCUCCAUACUUGGAUGCAUCUCCUCCUAAUACAGACCAAACCUUGCCUUGUGGGCAUCAUCUCCAAACUAUCACCUCUUUCUCCCAAAGCCCAUCACAUCAUCAAAAUCACAACUCUAGCACUCUACAAAACCAAUUGACAUUAAACCCUAAUUUUCUUCAGUUAUCUGAGGAGAUAAACAAUAAUCCCACCAUCAGUGAAAUUAACCCCAAGUGCGAUGAUGGGUUCGGGUUCUUGUUGGAUAUGAGUUUUGAAGAAAGCAGCUUGGGAGAUGGAGUGCCUCCAAAUUAUUUAGGGGAUAUGAGAUUUGAUGACGAUAAUAGUUCAGUUUUCCUCUGAAUCAAAGUUGAUCGAAAAUCAGAAGCCCAGUUGUUGAUUUGUGAUAAAUGUUUGGUGUGUGGUUUUGAGGUACAAGUCAUGUUUGAGUGGAUCUUAGAAAAUUUAUUUGAUGAAGAUAGGUAUUGAUUAGUGUUGUAACUUUGUAUAUUACAAUUGCCUUUUGUUAAUGUUGUAAACAUCAAAUUUUUUUUUUCUUUUUUAAAUCAAUCAUUUUCAAAUAUAAAUUAUUAGUCUGA